This is a messenger RNA of Aspergillus sclerotioniger CBS 115572, 3029 nucleotides long. Its product is annotated as putative C6 transcription factor. Gene Ontology annotation, biological process: DNA-templated transcription; regulation of DNA-templated transcription. The record is from RefSeq and is a predicted model, not a curated record. Gene Ontology annotation, molecular function: DNA binding; DNA-binding transcription factor activity, RNA polymerase II-specific; zinc ion binding. Bases 441 to 2750 code for a protein of 769 amino acids. Lineage: Eukaryota; Fungi; Ascomycota; Eurotiomycetes; Eurotiales; Aspergillaceae. The transcript is spliced from 7 exons.
CCUGUCGUCCCAUCGGGGCCGGCUGGGCUUUGACAGGAUGGCGCAUCAUCUAUCUGGGGUGUUCGGAUCGGAGCAUCGCCCUCACGGACAAGAAUUAUCAGAAUAACAAUGUGAGUUGGGAGAGUGUGGGUGACGCCGACAGGCUCCGAACGAAGCUCCGGAUGCUUCCCCUCACCUCUCCGAAUCCGAUCAUCGUCGCCCCCCCACGACCCAAGGAAUGGUCCCUCUGCUGGAUUAAGGUGCGCCCCUAAGCUGGUGGCCAUCGUCUCACUUUUCUGGUUCCCUUCCAACCCCACUCGCCCUCCCUCUUGUCCCUUUCCCUUCUCCUCUCGCCCCCCCUCCCCUCUUCUUCCCCUCGCGUGAUCGUGAAUUUUCUCUUCCAUGGAGGCUGUCGCGACGUUUGUUCCGUCCCCCACGGCCAUCUUGGAUUGUCCAAUUCCAUGGUCGUAGAAUCUAAUAAGUCGGGCAUGGCCGACGUGCCAUUGAAGGCCAACCUUCCCCGGAAAAGCGCCUUUUCCUGUGAGGCUUGUCGCAAGCGAAAGGUGAAAUGCAACGGAGCCAGUCCGUCAUGUUCGCGAUGUGCGGCACGCGGCGAGGUGUGCGUCUAUAGUCUGGCCCCAACCUUAUCUUAUACGAAGCAGCUGGAAGCGCGCGUCGCGCAGCUGGAAGAUGCUCUUUCCAAGCUACGAAACCAACAACCUCCGGAGUCGGUGGUGCGGAAAGCCGCUUCUCCGGCAUCGCCGGGUGAGUCCAGCGCCAGCCCGGGCAUCCGAACUCGCAUCAAAGAAGAAGAGGAAUCAGAGAGCGACCUUGUCAGAGACUUCGAAGGUCUCAAGGUCGAACACGAUGGUCGAAUAUCCUUCCAUGGCCCGACCAGUUUGUUUCAGCUGCCAAGUGGCCUCCUAAGCGAGACCUCAUCAACAAUCCCUCUUGCUAUGCAACUGGAGGGACGAAAAGAAAGACUCAUCAACAAUGCGUGGCGGGAACGCGCCUUUGAGCAGAUGGCUACUAUGCCCGAGCCAUUUCAAUAUCUCCUAGAUUCACAUUGGUGCUGGAUUCAACCACUAUUCGGCUUCGUUUAUCGACCUACAUUUACUCGUGAUAUGAAGAUUAAUGGUCCCUAUUACUCCGAUGCUUUGUUGAACGCGAUCCUUGCCCACUCCGUACGAUGGUGCAAGACAGAGCCCAGGAUUGGGCCCAUUCUUCAAUCCUUUGAAGGCGGGGCACAGUUUUCCCACCGUGCCGUAUCAGGCCUAUACGAUUCGCUCAAAGCCGGCUAUAUCGGCAUUCCAACCAUUCAGACACUACUCCUCCUCAGUGCGCAAGAGUUCGGGCGAGGCAACCGGACUCAAGCGUGGUUGUACAGCGGAAUGGCCUUUCGGAUGCUGGACGACCUUGGAAUCUCCAUCGAUAGUCGCAAGUAUUCUGACAGCGCUCAUCUCAGUGAUGAGGAUAUUGAGAUCAGAAAUCGUCUCUUCUGGAGUUGCUAUUUCUGGGAUAAACUGAUCUCAUUAUACUUCGGCCGAUCUCCGACCAUGCAGCACUCCCGGGUCAGUCCUCCAAGGAUGAUAUUGGAUGAUACCGCCGAGGCUGAGAUCUGGACUCCUCAUGGUGUCGUCUUCCCAGAUGGUACUCAUUAUCCGCCCACCCAGGCCCACUCUACAUCAUGCUUCAUGAAGAUGUGCGGGCUGGCAGAGAUUCUCAACCAAAUCCUCAUCCAUAUUUACGACCCUAUCCGACAAGUCUCGGAGAUGGAGUUUCACAAUUGCAUCCAGGAACAAGCGGCAAAUCUAGCUGACUGGUGGGAGGAGCUCCCUGGUUAUCUGAAGCUCCAACCUAUGGACAUUCCUCCGUAUAGCCCGCCAAGUCACAUUGUGACCCUGAACUGUCUUUACCACACCAUCAACAUCCUUCUUCACCGCCCCGUGCUCUGCUCCAAAUCAAACCGCGAAGCCUACGACAAAAGCCACUUAGUUCAAUGCAUGACGUCCGCGACUACUAUCUUGUCCCUUUUCGAUUUGUAUCGUCGUACUUUCGGUGACAGCCACGUGGUUCUCUCUCUCGCCUAUAGUGUAUACACCGCGGCGUCUAUAUUCUUGCUCGAAAUCCAGGCCUUGAAAUACGCUGCUCCGGGGACGCUCGACAAACUCAGAUACUGCAUCUAUGCAUUGGAGCGGGUGAAGGGGACAAAUCCUGUGAUCACUACAGCUUUGAGCCUCGUCUAUCAGGAGUUGCACAAACUACAAAUUGACGUCCAUCUCGUAAUCCCCGCCCCUCAACCCGAACAGCCUCAACAACCACCUCAAUCUCAGCCUCAACCUCAGCCUCAACCCCAACCUCAACUCCACCAACGGUCACGAACUCAUCAUAGCCACUCCCCUUCUCAACACCAUGCAUCGUCCCCCGCAAGCCUCGCCGAUAACUCUCGUCGUGUCUCUCCUGUGCAGCAGCAACCCCAACAAACCGACCACCCCAUGGAUCCCAUCCACAAUACAGGCAUGAACUCUACAGCUCCAAUAAUGCCGGGAUAUACCUACCAACAGCCAGUUGCCGAAUUUGAACUUUCGCAGACAAAUGUGCCGCAAAUGACUACGGCACAUCUGUUAGGCGGGAUGCCAAAUGCCAUGCUGACGCUGGAUAACCCGGGUUCGUACGAGAUCACGCCGGAAGUGUUUGAAGCAUUCUCCUACGCGGAGCCCAUCACGACGAACAUGACGCCUGCAGUCGAUUACGUGUGGGAUCGGCAUUAACCCGUGAUGGGAAGCCAAGCACAGGCUAUCGGUUGUCCACCUAAAUCAGGGGAAUAAUCUGGGAGACAAAAUCAAAGCAGUUGGACCUAUAUAAUAAUCAAGAUUCUUGUACGUUUGUAUGUACACAUUGGUGAAUGGGGAAUAUAUCUUUCCAAUCUAUUAUACACCUGUACGAUCUGGUUGAGGAAAGAGUAAGUAUUCCAGUUUGUAGAAUUAUCCCCCCUUAUGUACCGCCAAAAAUAAAUGCAAGCUCUAGAUCGGCCUUUUUCCAAAACGAGA